CCCUUCUGUCCCUGGAGAGCUACGAGAUGUCACUUCCGGGGCGUUACCGAGAACCUGAUAAGGAAGUGACGUAGAGCUCACGCUGGUGGCGUGAUGGAGCAGCAGCAGCAGCAGCAGCAGCAGCAGCAAUUGAGAAACCUGCGGGACUUCCUUUUGGUCUACAAUCGGAUGACGGAACUCUGCUUCCAGCGCUGCGUGCCCAGCCUGCACCACCGAGCUCUGGAUGCUGAGGAGGAGGCAUGUCUGCACAGCUGUGCCGGGAAGCUGAUCCAUUCUAAUCACCGCCUCAUGGCCGCUUACGUGCAGCUCAUGCCUGCCCUGGUACAGCGCCGCAUGGCAGACUACGAGGCUGCCUCAGCUGUGCCACAUGCUGCUGCUGAACAACUGGAAACCUCACCAUCAGGCAGCUCGCCAUCCGCAAACCUCGGGAAAGGAGGCGCUGGAUGAACCCUCAAAUUAAAGGAGCCAGUGGACCUAGGGCUGGGUGCAGCCUGUGUAUAGCAAGUGAGGAGUUGUCCGAGAGCUGGGUACUGUUGCUCCUCUUCCUGGAGCUAAUAAACCCACUUUUCCUCUG
Molecule: messenger RNA, 574 nt
Organism: Bubalus bubalis (water buffalo)
Lineage: Eukaryota; Metazoa; Chordata; Mammalia; Artiodactyla; Bovidae
Gene: TIMM10B
Product: translocase of inner mitochondrial membrane 10B
Exons: 3
Coding region: 94-447 (117 amino acids)
Cellular component (GO): mitochondrial intermembrane space chaperone complex
Source: RefSeq, a predicted model, not a curated record